This is a messenger RNA of Brugia malayi, 1368 nucleotides long. RefSeq lists its product as uncharacterized. Lineage: Eukaryota; Metazoa; Nematoda; Chromadorea; Rhabditida; Onchocercidae. The record is from RefSeq and is a predicted model, not a curated record. The transcript is spliced from 9 exons. The coding region runs from base 1 to 1368 and encodes 455 amino acids.
AUGCUCGGUAAAUUAGUGAACAAAUUCAAGAAACAUUCACUGCAAGAGGAAAUAACAAGCAAUACUGCUUCACUCGGGUCUGCUCCUAAUAAUGUUAAUCUUGGAAUUAAUAGAACAACGGCAACAGUGCCAACUGGAGUUAUAGUACCACUACUUCAGCAACCAAGUCGUCGAAGUGCUCGAAUAAGUGCACUUUAUGAGGACAAUACUGCAUUGGUGAUGAUUGACUCGGGAACCGAAUCAGAUGACGAUGAAUUAGAACAGCUUGAUUCAAAUCUGAACAGAGCGCCUUCAACGGAUAUAAUGGGAAGCAGUCCACCAAAUCUGACCAGCUCACCGCCUCUAGCUAGUGAAUUCGAAACAGAUAGCUGGGACAGUACAGGCUGUGAAUCUGGUAUUGUGUUGCACGACAGAAGUAGUGAAAUCAGCGAAGCAUCACAAGAUAAUAUUUUGGACGAACUUAUAAGGGGUACUAAUUGUAUCACAUCAACAGCAACAACAAUGUCUUUGAUGAAUGCGGGUAAAAUUAAUGAAGAUAUUGUAAGUACGAAUGGAUCUAACAAUGCUGACUCAGGGAAAGCUGAAACGGGAGCAUUCCGUCCAGUUACUAGAAGACGUUACACUCAGAAUGAAUCGAAUCAGGAGUCUGGAACGAUGAGUGACAAAAAUAUUGCACUCGAUUUGAUGUUUAACGAUCAUCACCAGUCACAAUCACAACAACAAGUAGUAACCCAUGGAAUAAUUGGGGAGAAACGUCGAUACGAAAGUAUAGCAACGAAAUUUCGUUUUGGUCGUGAAACUACCAAAUCACCGUCCUCUCCGAUUGCAAUGCGACUUCGUAGUUACAAUAGCAGUGGCAAUGGUGACAAUUCACGUGAGACACUUGUUGCGGCACGUCGACAACCGGUCAAAGUGAUUAUUCAUAAUCCAGGUGUUCGACGUUCAUCUCUAGCUUCUACAGCAGCCAACUAUCACCAUCAUCAGCAGUCGAAUAAAACAGAUUCCGCUAAUGAACUUGAUGCGUUGCCCGCGCAUCCACUGAAACGUGGUCGUAUGAUCAGCAGCGGUCGACCAUCGCUGGAUUUCGAAAAAAUGCGAGAGCGCUUAGUAGUAAGCAAUGUUUGUGGCAUUGGAUCUCAAGAAUUCGUCGAUUCAGCGAUGGGUAAUAGUGAUAAAGACAUCGAAAAACGAAAACAGGAUUGGGCGUUGACAACUUUUACCUCAGGCGGACGUCGCUGUCCACAGCACCAACAGGUGCGCUGCCAACAAACCGAUUGCACAUUCCGACCCGUCGAUUGUGACGGUACACAAACGGGUGGUGGUGGUGGUGGUGGUGGUAGUAAUAGUAGUAGUAAUGGUGACCAGUGA